AUGUUAGGUGGCUUUGGUGCUUUUAGUUCAAACAACCCUUCCUCAAAUAACGGUUCACAACAAUUCAAUACUAUGGGAAGUACUGGUAACUCAAUACCUAACAUGGGAACAAACUCAUUUGGAGGAAAUGGAUUAGGAACAAAUACUUUUGGAGGAAGUACAUUUGGAACAAACUCAUUAGGAGGAAAUGGAUUAGGUACAAACUCAUUAGGAGGAAAUACAUUUGGAACAAAUUCAUUAGGAGGAAAUGGAUUAGGAACAAACACAUUAGGAGGAAAUGGAUUAGGUACAAAUACUUUUGGAGGAAAUGGGCUAGGUACAAAUACAAUGGGAGGAAAUAAUACACUUGGAACAAACACAUUAGGAGGAAAUACAAUUGGAAUAAAUGGACAAGGAACAAACACAGGGACAGGAAUAGGAACAUCCACACCACAAGAUUUUACUAAAUCACGAUUUCCAACAGAGAGUAUUAAAAAUAGAGAGUCAAUUCAAAUUAUUCCAGAAAGUAAUAAAAUCAAAAGAGAAAAGAAGAAACAAGAAGUUACAACACCAACUAUAAUUAAUGAAACAAAUGAAAACAAGUCAAAAUUAGAUGAUGUAUUUGAUCUUUCUAGGAAAAACACAACAAACGAACAACCACUUUUCUUAAGACGAUUUAACCAAACAUUUAAUUCACCAUAUAGAAGGAAUGGAAUGGUACCGUUAAUACGUCCUUCAUAUAUUAAUAAUUCAACACAAAGACAAUCAAUUUAUUCAUGUAGUCCAAUAGGAACAUUAAAUCCAAGUUAUAAUUGUAAUAUCAAUAAUAGCAUAGUGACUUCCAUUCCUGGAAAUACUUCAAGAAAUAGUAUUUUACCAAAUACAACUAUAAACAACCAAACAAGUAUUCUUUUUAAUAAUAAUAAUCAGCAAUCUGUAUUAUAUGGACUUAAUCAAGGAAAUAAUUCUAUAUUAUCAAAUAGUCCAAUAGUGCAAAAUAUAAAAGAAUAUGCUAUUAUUUUAUCUAACUUAACAAUUCAAGACACACCAUUAAUUAUAAAUGUAUUGUCCCAAUUUGGAGUUAUUGUUAAUGUUAUUGAAUGGAAAAAUGGAGUUAAAGUGAUAUUUGCAGAUGAGACAGUUGUUAAUUAUUUAAUUGAUAUGAAAAAAAUAAUGAUCGCAGGAAAAAUGUGUUACAUCAGUGAUCCAAAUGAAUCAUUCUUAUUAAAACUCUUUGAUGGACAAACAUGGAAAAGUUUAUUUUCUAAUUUAUUUAAUUUCCUUCAUUCAAUUUGGAAUUAA
Entamoeba nuttalli P19 is the source of this 1281-nucleotide messenger RNA. RefSeq lists its product as hypothetical. The transcript has a single exon. Bases 1 to 1281 code for a protein of 426 amino acids. The record is from RefSeq and is a predicted model, not a curated record. Lineage: Eukaryota; Evosea; Mastigamoebida; Endamoebidae.